Messenger RNA from Prunus armeniaca (apricot), 615 nucleotides. Lineage: Eukaryota; Viridiplantae; Streptophyta; Magnoliopsida; Rosales; Rosaceae. The record is from the annotation of a GenBank genome assembly.
AUGGCAAACCACUUCAGACCCUUGUUCAUAACAGCAAACUUUGGGAGUGUUCCUAUUCCGAAAAUCAUGGUAGAUGGAGGAGCAGCCAUCAACCUUCUGCCUCACAGAAUGCUGAGCAAGAUGGGCAGAACAGAAAGGGAUUUGAUUCCAACCCGUUUGACUGUCACCAAUUUCGCAGGGGGCAUCAUCAAGACUCAUGGGAUCUUAGAUGUGGAUGUUAUAGUAGGAAGCAAGAAGCUGAAGAUUUCAUUCUUUGUGGUAGAUACUACUUCUACCACUUACAAUGCACUGCUUGGCAGAGACUGGAUUCAUCAAAGUCUAUGUGAUCCUUCCACUCUUCAUCAACAGUUACAUGGAGAUAGUAGAGGCCGAUCCACGGCCAUUUCUGCCUUCUGCCAUGUGUUUCGAAGUAAGGAGAAGGAUCGAGCUGCAACAAUCCGAUCCAUUACAAAAAGAUUGUUGAUAUACUGGGAGGAAAGAAGGCUCUUCAUGCAGAAUCCAGCCAUCAAUAUGGCUGAAUUCACUCAUGAAAGCACGGAAGACCAGGAGGAAGAAGAGUUACAAGAGGAAGUGUUAGAUUUUGCGCCAGCAGCACUGGAUGACUCUCUGCCAUAA